Quercus robur (English oak) is the source of this 592-nucleotide messenger RNA. RefSeq names its product alpha-glucosidase-like. The transcript is spliced from 2 exons. Lineage: Eukaryota; Viridiplantae; Streptophyta; Magnoliopsida; Fagales; Fagaceae. The record is from RefSeq and is a predicted model, not a curated record. Gene Ontology annotation, biological process: carbohydrate metabolic process. Gene Ontology annotation, molecular function: catalytic activity; carbohydrate binding. The coding region runs from base 98 to 577 and encodes 159 amino acids.
AGGUCUGGUACAUGAGUACAUCCAGUAUAAAACUACAAAUUGCAAAAGUCUCCAGGACCCAAGUGAAUCAUUUCUCUCAUUACAGAAAAUAGGAACAAUGAAGAAAAAAAAUAAAGCAAUAGCUUUAUCUUAUCCUCAACAUCAUCAUCAACAAAACCACAAUCUACUUUUCUUCUUCUUCUUCUGUAUCUUGGUUUGUUACUUGCCCCGCUCAAACGGCAGAUUAGAAGAAACAGAUGCAGUCCCAGUUGGGCAUGGAUACAAAAUUCGAUCCGUGUUUAUUGAUCCCUCCGGCAAAUCGUUGACCGCAUAUCUUGGCCUUAUUAACAGCUCCUCCAUUUUUGGGCCUGACAUUCAGAAUCUCAACUUCAUUGCCAGCUUUGAAACCAAGGAUCGGCUGAGAAUUCAAAUAACAGACUCCGACCACCGUAGAUGGGAGAUCCCACAAGACAUCAUCCCGCGCCAAACCCACUCCCCACUGCACCACUCUCUCCCCGAAACUCCGUCAUCUCCACCCCAUUCCCAUUCCACUACCUCCUACUUCGGAGAUUGUAGGAAACUAGCAUUUAAAAACUAACUAUUCAGUUAGUUG